Messenger RNA from Varanus komodoensis (Komodo dragon), 6348 nucleotides. RefSeq names its product polycomb group ring finger 2 (gene PCGF2). Gene Ontology annotation, cellular component: PRC1 complex. Bases 538 to 1551 code for a protein of 337 amino acids. The record is from RefSeq and is a predicted model, not a curated record. The transcript has 10 exons. NCBI's taxonomy places the organism in Eukaryota, Metazoa, Chordata, Lepidosauria, Squamata, Varanidae. Gene Ontology annotation, biological process: negative regulation of transcription by RNA polymerase II. Gene Ontology annotation, molecular function: promoter-specific chromatin binding.
UGCAUUUCCCCUGCAAGAUCAACGCCUCCUUUGCUUCGGGAAGCUUUUUCCUUCUGCUUCUUCUGCUGGUAUCCGUUCACCUUUCCCUCUUCCUUUGUCGCUCCGUCUCUCUCUUUCUCUCUCUCUUUUCUUUAUAUUUCCCCCCUCCUUCUGUAUUGCUUUCAAGAUGGCCGAUCCUCUGUAUGUGUGUGUGCGUGCGUGCGUGCGUGCGUAUCUGAAUGUGUGAGCCCUCCACAGCUCCUCGCCUGUCUUUGUUGUUGUUUUGCUCCUGGGAGGGAAGCUACGGAGAAUUUCCCAACUGGUCUCUUCGGGCUUCCCCGAUCGUGAAAUCUUGGCAGCGCCGCCAUCUCCUUAGACGCUCCCCGCCCCCACCACAUCCUCUUUGCGACUGGAGAGGCUGGCGGCCAGUGUGCCCGCUUCCCUCCCUUGUGGUGCCUUUCCUUCGCUGCAGUGGCUUCCAGCUCUGGUUCACCCGCGCGGCCCUUUCUCCCCGCGCCCCGGGAGAGAGAGGACCUGCUGAGCUCCUCAGGAUCCAAAAUGCACAGGACCACCAGGAUAAAAAUCACAGAGCUGAACCCCCACUUGAUGUGUGCCUUGUGCGGGGGCUACUUCAUAGAUGCCACAACCAUUGUGGAAUGCUUACACUCUUUCUGUAAAACCUGCAUCGUUCGUUAUCUGGAGACCAACAAAUACUGCCCAAUGUGUGACGUUCAAGUACAUAAAACGAGGCCUCUCCUCAGCAUCAGAUCUGAUAAAACCCUACAAGAUAUUGUCUACAAGCUGGUCCCAGGGCUCUUUAAAGAUGAGAUGAAGAGACGGCGUGAUUUCUAUGCAGCAUACCCUCUGGCAGAUGUUCCUAAUGGAUCCAAUGAAGACCGGGGCGAAGUUUCAGAACAAGAGAAAGGGAACCUGACGGAUGACGAAAUUGUCAGCUUAUCCAUAGAGUUUUAUGAAGGGAUCAGAGAAGAAAACAAAGGAACAGUUGAGAAUGGAAACCUGGAGAAAGACAAGAAGAACAGCAUGAGGUUCCUCCGUUGUCCUGCUGCCAUGACUAUCAUGCAUCUGGCCAAGUUCCUUCGCAACAAGAUGGAUGUUCCAAGCAAAUACAAAGUGGAAGUACUCUAUGAAGAUGAACCUCUGAAGGAGUAUUACACCCUCAUGGACAUAACUUACAUCUAUCCUUGGAGAAGAAAUGGCCCCCUCCCCUUGAAGUACCGAGUCCAGCCAGCCUGCAAGAGGCUAAAGCUCUCCUCCCAGCCGCCCAACUCGGAGUGCACCAACACCAGCGGGGCUUCGGAGUGCGAAUCGGUCAGCGACAAAGCAAACAGCCCUGCCACCCUGCCAGCCACUACCUCUUCCUCCUUGCCAAGCCCUGCCACACCGUCCCAUGGCUCCCCCAGCUCCAACACCACCACUGUGAGCAUUCCCACCAACUCGACUUCUGGUGCCGUGCUCAACGGCACCUCGAACUGCCACCAGAUGCAACCCUUGGCCAACAGAGGGCGCAAGACAAUGGCAAAUGGUGGCCCAGCCAUGUCGGCGUUGACUUAAAGGAGCAUCGCUUCAGUUUUAUAAAUACUAAGUAUAUUAUGUGUAGAUAAGGGCAAUGGUGGGUGUGGUGGGGAAAUUAUACAUACUUAUUUUCUAUUGAUUGACCUGAUUUAAUUUAAGAAAAAAUAAUGCAAAAGGAGACAAAAAAAAAAAAUCCAAUGUGUCCCCCCCUUAAUUUUUAAAAAGUAAAAAUGUGCUCAUGUAACUGCAUGAUGGCAUCUGUGUAAAAGCUGUAGCCCCUUCUUGUUAAUAAUUAUUUUUUUACUUGUGUCCUCGAUUUGUAGCAAGACUUAAUGCACAGGCCCAAAGGGAGAAACGCACAGUCCCGAGUAAGUCAGGCCGUGUUUCCUAGGCACGCGGCUGGCUUAUUUGUGCUCUUUUCGUCAUAUGACUGUAGCCUCACGUUUACAGCAGCACACUUCCCCACGCCAUUGACACUGCCCUUCAGGUCCAUGUACCGGCAUCUACCUCUCUUGGCCUUUGGUUCAACUUCCUGUAGUAAGGGAGAGCCAAGCAUCUGUGUAUGUGGAAAGGGGUCACAAGCUUCUCCAUGGCAGAAAAGUCAACAGCCACUGCAGGUAUGUACUCUACCAGGACAAAACAUGACAACGGGGAGCAGGGGGGCAGCCCCCCCCCCAUAAGCAACAGAGAAGAGGAUUAGGGUAAGCGGCACAGGCUCAGAGGCCUGGACGUGGUCCAUGUGCCACUGCCUGAGAAAAGGGGCCUCCAGGCGCUGUGCAGAUACCCCCAGGCUGCCGUUGGGGUGCAGUCUGAGCAGUGCUAGUAGGGGCAGGCCUGUCCUGCUAUGUUGUGUUGUUGUUCUGGUUCUCGGACGGACUGUCUGUUCCUACUGGGUGUCAGGCCAUAGGCUUGGGCUGCACCCCUGUUCCCCCAGUAGCUCAGAUGACCUUGGAGUAGUGAGUGGUUCCAUCUCCCUGCCCGCCUGCGUCUUUCUCCAUGAAAGUGCAGUGGUGUAUUUGGCGGGAGACGGCCGCUUCUCUUGGCGUCAUGUCACCAACCCAGGCGGGUGCAUGAACUAACGCCAGGAACACUAGCAUGGUGGACAUGGUGUCUUGUGCUCGGCACUUACUUGGUGGGGUAGCAUGUCUUUGAGCCUCACGUUAUUAUUUUUACUUUCCUUUUCUCACUUGUGUACCAUGUCUCUGUCCGGCACACCGUCAUGUCAAAUUUAAACCAUUUCAGUUGUCGUAUUUCUCUCCUGGCAGUGGUGGUGGUGCUGAGUGUUCUUCGCCUUGGUCUCUGUGCACCACACAACUGGGCGUUGGGAAAAGCUUCUAAAGCUCAGCAUAUUCUUAGCUGUCUUGGCCAUUUACUGACCCUGCCAUUCCCAGAGCUUGGUAGGAAUAGCUGGAAGUGGAGCCCGCCAUGUUCAGAGGAAAUAUGCUUCCCAAGUACCAGAUGCUGGGGACAAACAGCCAGAGAAAGUCAGCCAUCUUCAUGUCCUGCAUUUGAUCUUCCCAGGCCACUUUUGGCAGACCACACAGUUACAAGUUGGGGGGUACUUGGCUCAACGACAAGCGAAGAGGAGCUUGGAAUUGUUAUGAUCACAGGCUGAAUAUGAUGUGUCUGCAAAAAGGUGAACACUAGAUUGGAUUGGUUUAAUAGAAGUAGAAGUACAGCGCUCCAGAUCACACGAGGUUCUGGCUCCCUUUCUUCAGCACUCAUUAGGCUGCAUCUGGAGUGCUGUGUCUCAUUCUGGGACUGCACUUCAAGACAGACCCAGGCCACUGGAAGCGUUCAGAGGAGGGCAGCAAAGAUGAUCAGGGACUGGAAACAAAGCCCUACGAGUUUCUCCCACUGUCAGAGACUGCUAGGCCACGUAGGCCUUUCGGUCUUAUUUUUAAAAAGUAGGCUGUUACGGUUCCUUGGCUGGGAGCUAUGACGGUUGGAAGUGGUUUAAAUUUGAAGUGUGCAUCUGCGGCAAGUGUGUGCUCCUGAGCGUGAUAGUAACAUGUGAGUGAGGAGUUCAAAAACUUGGGCAUAGUGAUUUCCAUCAUCCUGGAUAUUGGAGAAAUGUGCCCCUUGAGUUCAGGGGGUCUGCUGCAGCCACGGUCUGUGUGUGUCCACCCGUCAUUUGUAGCCACACAAGUGGGUGUGUUUGGGAAUGGCCAGAGUCAGCUCGUCACAGUUCUUGGGAUGCACAUUGUUUGUAGCCCUUUUAGGAUCCUGUUUACUAUUUUAAAAGCUUUUUCUUGCUUAUCCUUCUUGUAAAUUGAGUUUCAAAUAAAUAAAUACAGUGCCUUUGGAAAGGAAAUUUUAUUUAUUAAUGUGUUAAGGUGAUAGACCACUGUUGUGGUUUGACUUGGGUAGUGGAAGUGGGUGGAGAAGAUUUCUUUUGCUUUCUUAUGUUUCAAAACUGACAGGUAGAAAUGCACAAUUUCCAGUAGGAAGAGUUCUAUUCUUCCAUCAACUUGAAUCUUCUAAUCUUUUCCUUACAGAGAAAAAGCAAUUCAAAAUUAUUCUUCCCCUGACUUUUUUUUUUUUUUUUUUUUGAUAGUUGGAAGGGCUAACUUGAUGCAAGCACAUUUUUUAUCCCCCAGGAACUUUUAACAGUCUUUUUCUCUGUUUAAAUCUUGAGAGCAGUUGAUUCCUGAAAAGCAUUCCAUGUUUGAAAAUAAGUUUUUGUAGGUAGAUCUGUAGCACAGGUGGGUGUGCACAGGGGCAAGGGGGCGUGGAGAUGGACGAGGGGAUGCAUGUUUACCAGCCUGGCAAGACCUGAUCUCACCUGCCCAAAUUCCUGAGCUAGGUCACCUGCUAGCACAGUAAGGUAGAUGGGAGCCUGGCGAGAAGCAGACACAGACUUGCACUGGUUGAAUUAAUGAGAAUAGGAAGGCAUCCUAGAAGUAUUUGGACCUUGCACAACAUGACUUUUCAAGAAUGACACGUAUUUUCCUUGCUCCUGCCUUUCGGGUGCUGCAUUUGGAGGGAGGAGACAGAAUCAGUGCUGCGGAGGCUCCUCCCGCUGCCCGUUCCUUUCACCCGCACAGCUUCCCCGAGGCGAGAAUAUGUGACUUGCUUUGCUGGACCAGACCAAAGGUUCUGCUCCCCCGCCCUGCCCCGCGUCAGGGUCACGCAGGGGACUUCUGGACUGCAUUUUCUCAUAACAGCACUACUCCUUUCUCCCCUCGCCUCGUUACAAAUCGCUUCAGAGCUUUUCCCCUUGGUUUCAGAGUCGGUUGGCCUCCCACUGCUGUUAGGAAAAGAAAUCAGCACACGGUGCUUUGGGUAGUGGCUCUCUGUUGUCCACAACAUCUGGUAACAAGGGGGAUACCUGUCUCUGCUUAGUUUGGCUACUGGGGCUAAUGAACACCAGGAGGCAUGUGGCCAUCCUAGAUCCCUGAAGCACGCAUCCCAGGCUUCUCUGGCAACGCUUGUUUCACCACCCAACAACUUUCAGGGUGAGGCUUUUAUUGUGCAGUCACUGUGCUUCAUUCACAGUCUUUUCGGGGGGACUGGGCCCUGCCGUCAUCCAUUUGCGACCCUCCCAUGUUUCCCCACCGCCUCUUCCAUCUUGCUUCUUGGCACAGGAGAUCUGUGAACGACAAAGCUUGGCCACGCAACUCCUCCGGACUGGGCGUGCGAGGCGCUCUCCAGCCGAAAGUUCGGAGGACUCUGCUAACCUGCUGGCUUCCUCCUUGCAAUUUGACCUGUCCUCAGAGUACAGGCUAACAGCAGCUCUCUCCCUCUCCCCUAUCUUUUAAAUAGCACUCUUUUUUUAAAAAAGGAGGGUCAUUUUCUCAUUCUGUACUUUCUGCAGCAUUUGAGCAGUGCCAUACCUCCAAAGAGGGGAGCCUCCUAACAACCAAACCGCCACCCAGUUUGACACGCUGUGGCAGUUGCAGCUCCAAGGGGAGCCCAUUGCGAGGGUCCUCCUCGCGUGUAAGCUCUGCGCACGAAGAGGGCGAGCAGGGAUGAGCCGCCUAAUUUCAGCCCACCCUUGCCAUUCUUGUUGCCCUCUACAAGCGACACCCUCCCAUAGGGUGUACCCCAAGAUUUUAGAAUCUGGAGGCUAAAAUCUCGUCGCCUCUGCCAGUCAGGAUAGCUAGAAGCAGUGUGGCUGCAAGAGGGUCAUCCUCAAGGCUUGCGCACAAGUACACCUGGGUGGGUUACAGCACUUGGAGGGUGUGACUCUAGUGCAGGAAUUGCUUGGGACCCACAGGGCCCUCAUCACCAACAGUGGCCCUUUACGGAACCUCCAGUACUACUUUAAACCAGCCAAUUACUGCAGGAGGUACCCGUUUAUCCACAUCUCUUGUCACUAGGCUGUCAGGCUGGGCUAGGCAGCAAGCCUUCUUGGUUCUGAGCCCUCCAGGUGCUGAUACGUAGCACAUCUGGUGUGUAAACACAAGGAGAGUUAGAAGGCCUCAAGGGAGCCGUGGAGAGAUUCAAGCCACACGCUCAUCCCACAGACCGAUAAUGCUUUUCUUCUUUUUCCAGUGACUGACUUUUUGUCCUUGCUAAUGGCAGUAAGCCACGCUUUAAGGGUUGCUAGACUCUGAAAAUCUGAAAGUUGUCCUGUCUGUUCAUUAUCUUGUACAUACUGGGUAAACUGACCAAGGCAAUUAAAAAGCCUCAUGUUUUUCUCUUCCUGCCUUCACCUUUUUGUACAUUUUUUAAAAUAUGGUACAAGCCAAACCUCUCUGUAUGUUUGCAAACCUGUAUGAUGUUUUAAUGUGCUGUAAUAUAUUCUGAUAUUCAUAUAUUGUUAUUAGUUAAAACAUUUGUAUCAAUACUACAGUUUGUAUAUGGUAAUAAAUGCUACAACUUUGUCCUUCA